GUGCGCGCUACCGGCGGACUCGCGUAAGGUAGAAAAUGGCGAGUACAUUCAGGCGAAGAAUUUGCACCAACGAGAAUCGCGGAUUUCGUCAGGAUUUGUAUUCGUGGCGGUCUAAUCUCAUUGCUUGUGUGGUGUUCUAGUCAGGAUGAGAGUCAGGCAUCGCAAACCAGAUGCUUAAGUUUUCUCAAACCUUAUGGGUUUUCUAUCCUUGACCAGGUGUUGAGAAGCUUGUGGAGUUACUUGAGACAAGAAUCUUAGAAGAACUAACUCCGUUUAAAGAUUAUAAGCCUGCAAGUGAGUCAAAUUGGUCAUUUGAUGAAAAUUGUCUUUUCUGCUGCUUAAGACGAGAGAAAGUGAAGGAACAUGUAAUUGCACUCAAUAACAAAAUUGUGAAAAGUGGAGGCAAACCUUUACUUGGCAAGGAUCAUUGUAACAUCAAAAGACUUGAGUGGCAAGUUGAAGAAUUCCUCAAUGCAGCCUUGCACAGGAAAGAGUACAAACCAAGGAUCCCGGACCCUCACAUCCCAGUGGUGGCUCGUCAUACCAUGCAACAAAUGAUCAAUCAUUUAGUUGUGCAUAUUACCUCAGAUAACAGCUCUCAGGACUCGCCGCAGCACAAUGGCAUGGACCAAAGCCUGCUGAAAACUCCUUCUAUCCCAUCACCCAUCGCUGUUGCUACAUCUACACCAACAGCUGCUGCCUCUACACAAAAUCCUGUCCUCAGUAAGCUCCUCAUGGACGACCAAGAUGCACCUCUGGACCUUUCAGUCAAGAAAGUCAGACCAGAAAUCCAUGAACAAGAUUGUGUUUUGGAUCUUUCAAUCAAGAAGAAUCGUAGCCCAGACAGCAUUCUUCUCGGAAGCCCUCAUGCUAAUUUGACAACACCAGUUGUAAAAAGGCAAGCCUCAUCAUCCACAUUGGAACAGUUUAUGGCUAAGCUGUGUUUGCAUCACCAGCGGCAGAUUGUUGACGCCUUUGGAUUCUUGCAAAGUGAAAUAAAGGCUAUGAGUUCCUCCGGUGAAGUGCAAGUGUCCACACCAGUGGUCCCAGAAAAACCAAUAAGUGCAGACUGUGCAGAAAAAAGGUCAGAGAUUCAAGGUACUGAAGAAACUUUGCCUCUAACAAGAGAGACAAAUGGGGGCCAAGAAUCACUAGUUUCCAAAAAUAAUGAAGAUUCACCUGCAGAACAGGAACUGAAAACUGAUGGGCCCUUGAUUGCAUCAAUCAAGAAUGGAUCUUCCAUAGAUCAUAAUGAGACUGAUAUUGGAUAUAAUGAUGUUAUUGAAUGUAGUAGUCCAAACAUUCAGCCUAAGUGUCCACCUCUACUGAUUGUGAAAAACACCUGUGGUAACCUUGAAGCCAAAAAGUUGACUGAGGCUGACUCAAUCAUUCAAGAACCUAAUACUGACACUUUAGAGCAGGGCCGAUCUGCUUCUGACGUGCAGUCACACAUAAAUAGCAUUGAUUGCGAUACUGUUGCACCGUCUACAUGUUCUACAAGUCAUGGACACACUGACCCUAAAUGCCUUCCUGUACUUAGCAAUGAUACUCCUGAAAAAUCCUGCUCAAUUCAAAGGACCACAAAUGUUGUUCCACCAAGUUCUUCAAGAACAGCCAAGAAAAGUAGCAGAGGCUCUCAUUCACACCCCAGGCUUGGCUCAAUAGGACACACUUUAAAUGAUCCUGAUAUUAAAUAUGACAUUGUCUAUGUAGGGAAACCAAUUACUGAAUGUACGCUUCAAACUCGGAAUCAUAUGCUUCCAAGGAAAAAUGCUAGAAAAAGCACAAGAGGGCAUAAGAGUUUUGGGGAUUGCUGGGAGAUAAAAACAGUGCGAACAUUGGCACCCAAGUCUGCUCAGAAUGUUGGUGGGAUUUAUCCUGUUCCUAUGCCUGAGAUAACAACAUCAAUCACUCCAAAGCAGGCUCUUGCUAGACCCGAUGGCUUACCUGAUAUGACGGUACCUUUUGCCGGGGAUUGUAUGGAAACUGUGAUGAACAAAAACCUGACAGAUCAGUCAGUGGUGACAGAAAUUCCAGGAGAUGUUGUUGAAAUAACAAGUGAGGAUUUCAUUGUAGAACCUAGUCAAACAGGUCAAACUCAGCAAAACGUACAAAUUCCCUGUCUACUUUCAGAUGAGGAAUGUGAUCCAGUGCAGCAGGACUCUAAUAGGGGUAUAUGUGACAUCUCAGACAAUAGUGAACGAACUCCCAAUUCUACCAUUUUAACUGAAACAAUUGAAGUAGAAACUAUAGAAACAAAAGAAACUAUAGAUGCCCCUGCAUCGAGUGUGAUCUUGGGUGGCAUAGAAACCGAGGUCCAUGGUCAAAGUCUAGCCAUGGAGGCAUUGCUAAACACAGACACCUCAAGCAUAGAAAAUGAUACAUCUGAGGCAGAAGGUUUGAGAGCAGGAGGUGAUUUGAAGUCCCCAGAAGAGAUGAAAUGUUUAAGAAAACAGGUACAGGCCUGUACAGAUAACAGCACAAAAUUACAAAAGACUUGUGAAUCUGAGGCAGUGGAUUCUCCAAAUGCAGAUGAAGUGGAGUCGAAGAUGUCUGCAGUAGUGGUUGAGGAAAUUACUACAAAAGACCAACUUGAAGAACAGAGGGAAGGUGUUUCAGAAAAUGUUUCUCCAAAGAAGGGUGUUGCUAAACAUGCCAUCCCUUCAGAUAGGUGUUUGCGAAGUGGUGUCUCAAAAAUUGUAUCUGAACAAACCUCUGGCUCUGACAUUUCAGAGCAAACAAAACUAGCUAUCCAUGAAAAUAUUCGAGAGUCUAAACAGUCAUUGAUGUCUUCUAAAUUUAAGCACACUGAGGAAAAUGUGCCAUGUCAGGGAGGUCAAUAUAAUGUAGAGGUCACAGAUUGUAAUCCUGAGAAAGCUCAACAGUCUCCAGUCGUCAGACAGGAUGACAGUAUUGGUAACAAAGUGUGCACAAGACAGAAUCAAAGGCUAAUGAUGGUGAAGAAAAUUGAGUCCAAUGAGCAGAAUGCACAAGAGAUAAACCCAAAUGAAGGCCAAGCUUGUACUGUGAAUAAUAUUCCUCAGAACGAGGUGAAUACUCCUACACAGAGUGCUGAAUCUCCUGUAAAGAACAGCUCUGGGAAAUCCAUAAAGGUUUCUGAAAAAAUGCCUCUUAGAAACAGGAACAGUCAAAGUGAGCAUUCUGUUAGCACUGCUAACUCUUCUUCACCUUCCAAAAAUAUUCCACACACCCCUGAACGAAUGCCUUUGAGAAGCAGAAAUGGCAUUACUACUGAUCAGCCUGUGGAUGAAGAUUCUUGCAGUUCCCCCACUGCAGGUCCUAUAGCGAAGAGUGGACGAAUGACUAUGAGAAACCGGAAUAGCGGUUUUGCUGAGCAGACUGCCGGCAAAGAUUCCUGUGUUUCUCCAAAUACGAGCGGUUUAGACAGUGUGACACGCAUGCCAUUGAGAAGUAAAAACUGUAGUGCAGUCAAUCGCCAUAUCGGUGAAGGGUCCUCUGAUUUAAUCAAGGAUGCAUCGAGUGCCAUCCCUGAGCCAUCCCGUGUUGAGGACACUGGUGUUACAAGUAAGAAAUUGGCAAGCACUGGACACAUGCCUCUAAGAAGUGGAAGUGGUCUGUUGACAGAACAAUCAUCUACCUGCAAUUCAAUUGGUUCAGAUGCUGGUGCUGUCUCAGAGAGCCCUGGGCGCAUGUCAUUGAGAAGAAGCAAUACUUUUAGUGCCGACAAACAGGAUUGUUUACCAAUACCUUCCAAGAGCAGAAAGCUUUCUCCAAGACUUCCAAAGACCCAUAGAACAUCUUUACUGUCCUUAGUCCAUAAGGGGGAGCCCAACAAUAACAGUGCUACUGUCAAGACUGAGAAACUUUUUAACGACCAAAUGAAAGUCUCUUCUAUCCCAGAUUCAUUUACGUCAAUUAACUUACCAACUACCAGUCGUACAACCCCAAGUCCAUGCAAGUUUUUGGAGGCUUUAAAUGAGGAAACAAACCAGCAUUUGAUUUCAGAUUUAAAUAGUAAAUUUGAAAAGAUGCAAAAAGGGUGGGUUCAAAUGGACAAAGAAGGACAGCCUGCACCAAAACCAAAAAAUAAGUCAGACAGACUAAAGGAAAUAUGGAAAAGUAAACGAAGAAUUAGGAAACCAAGAUCAUUAGAACAGCAGAAAUUUUCUCCUGUACAAAUGUUAUUUAUGAAAUCAUUUGACCUUCCUAAUAUCUGCCGCUGGUUUUUGCAGUCAACAGAAACAAAAUCUCUUGUUAUUGUAAAGAAGAUUAACACAAGGCUUCCAUCUGAAACGCAGCUGGGUUUUCAGACCUUCCCUUCCAUGCCGGAGUCCUCCGAUGGAGUAUUUCCAAGUCUUCAAGCUGAACGCUUAAAAAAGCACCUGAAAAAGUUUGCUAUUGCAUCCCCUGUGAAAAGCAACCCCAAGACCAAAAGGCUAAUUGCUAAAGCUUUAGCCCAGGGUAUUGCUAAGGGUAAAGAAAAACAGGAACCUAGAACUGCCACACGGAUCUCUUCAAAGCCACAGAGCUCUGUUGGAUUGAUGCAGACACAGUCCCUUGAGAACCACAGCAAGGUUGCGGCAAGUGCAAAAAAUCCAGCAAGUGCAAAAAAUCCAGCAAGUGCUAGAAUUCUGAGGAAAUAUUCCAAUAUGCGAGAGAAAAAACAAGUCCAACAAAACUCUUUGAAGAAGUUAAAGAGUUCACUAAUAGAGGUAGACAAUAGUAAUUCACUGACAAAGAAGGUCCCUAAAGAAAGACUAUCCACAAGGAGAGGACAUAAAUCAGCCAUUGUCAAAAAAGCGAAAAGGUUGGCUAAAAAAGCAAAAACGCCGGCUGCAAAACAGAAAAUCCCAAAAGGUGGUGGUAGAGGGUUAAGAUAUUUAAACGCAAAGGGUAGAAUCUCAUCAAAGAGGGUGCUUCCCAGAUUAUUAAAAUCGAACUGUUUAACACCACCUAAAACCACGAGUAAGAAAGAAAUGCUCUUGAAAGCUGAGAAGUCUCCACAACCAAAAACUGACCAUAAGAAGUCACCUCUUCAUAAAAAUGCUGAAAGUUUAUCGUCUCAGUCUCAAAUUACAGACAAGAAACCUCUGUUAUCAGAAGACCAGGUUCUCACACGGUCUCAAAGAAAGAUGGAAGCCACUCUUGCACAAACGGGAUCUCCAAAAGCCUCUACAAAAAGAGGCAUGGAAAGCUCAGUCACACCAGCUAAGCGGACAAGGACAUCGAAGUAAUGAUUAAAGAUGAAAAUAAAGACUGCCUUUGCAGAUGGGUGACGGUGUUUCCACAUGUGAGAAUUGUUUCUGUUCUACGUAGCCGGCUUGCACAGCUUCAUUAUUAAGAAGUAUCAAAAUUGUUUGACUUCCUCCAUUGUCUUUUGUGCAGACCCACAAAACAACUGUGUGCAGAAAUUCACCACAAGGUUCACAACCAAAUGUACAAUGUUUUUAUAAUACACAUUUCUUUAUUAGCUUUAGUGUUGUUAUUAGCCUUUAUUCAAAUGUUUAAUGUUGUGCACUCAAUGUUGCAAAAGUGCUGUAUGUCCAAUUUGGUCAAUCUGUCCAUUCUAACGAAAUGUCGUCUGCACUGGUUGAUUAGAAAUGGCUCAUUAAUAAUUGACCAACUCCAAACCUUCGCCCUAUCACCGAUUAGAGCUUACCUUGAUAAUGUGCCUUAUUAAGUAACUGACUGUUCUUUAAACCAUGGAAUCCUCCAUACAUCAUGUGUCAUUUUGUUUAAAGAUGUCCUUAUGCCCAAGCUAUAUCCAUGAGUUGUUUUCCUAAGCUUGUUUCCUACAGUCACAAUGUUCACUACUUCUAAGCAAUUGAACAUCUUUCUGUAUUCUUUAUUCAGGUUUUCUUUUUAAGGCAAAAUCAAGGAGCAUUAAACUUGAAUGCUUGAUUAUUCUGUAAUUUCUGUUUUGUUACUGUGAUGUUUAUUUUCAGUUUUUCCUGUUACUUUUCGCCUUAAUUGUUUGCUCCGUUAUCUCAUUACUUGCUGCUGAUCUGCUAAACUGAAACUGUAACAUUUGGAUUUGAUUUCAUUAGAGCUUAAUAUAACUAACUCUAACUUAUGGAUAAUUCGGUCACUGGCUUGUCAUAAUGGAAAUAUGUUUCAUUUGUUAACAGGCUCCGUAUUGUACGUUUUUAAUAUGCUUUAAACUAAUGUUUGGAAUGGUCAUGCAGGUUUUCACUUUGCUUUUCCUCGGCUGUUCUGAAGUAAAGAGGAGUCUAGAGCAGACUUACAAAUCAUGUAUCUAUUCAUAAACUCUGUGUGCAGUAGAUGGUUGUGAUUUCUGGGUUCCCAUAACCAUGAUUGCAGUGAGAGAAGAGGAGGAAGAUCUUGUAUCGUCAAACGUAUUCACUUUUGUUUUUUCUCUGAAUUUGAAGCCUAUGCAUGCAAGGUGAUGUGCCUCAGAGUAUCUUCUGUAGAUAUUUCUUAAAACUUUGACUCUUUCAAUAGAGAUACUUUGACCAAAAUGAAAAUGUGACUAAUUGAAGGCUGAUGUCCAGAAAGACAUUUUGUAUUGAGUGCUGGAGUCUGAGUGACUGAAUGUCCUCAGAAUGAACAUGUGAAACUUAACUGUCUACGAUUUAAACCUAUUAUAAAAAUUAUUUACUCCAAUUAUAGAAAUGGAAGUAAGUUUGUAUUUUGGGGAGAGAUUUGGUGGAGCCCAGUCUUUUAAUGUUUUACCAUAGCACAAUUGUACUUUUUUUGUUUGAGUAAUAUCUUGUAAAUGCAAAGGUAUACUGCUUUGGAGUUUUAAUUGAUAUUUAAUGUUACCCUGGGUAUCAUUGACAAAGUUUGAUUUACCCACCAAAUACCAGACUUGAACAUUUUACUUUACUAUUGAUAUUUAUAGUUUUUUGGUUUUGUAUAUUUGGAGAGCACAGGUGUAUUUGUGUAAUGUUAAGAUCCUGCUAAAACUGGUAUAAAUUGUUUGAAUUCAA
Tachysurus fulvidraco (yellow catfish) is the source of this 6932-nucleotide messenger RNA. RefSeq lists its product as uncharacterized. NCBI's taxonomy places the organism in Eukaryota, Metazoa, Chordata, Actinopteri, Siluriformes, Bagridae. The record is from RefSeq and is a predicted model, not a curated record. The transcript has 8 exons. The coding region runs from base 546 to 5216 and encodes 1556 amino acids.